Moneuplotes crassus is the source of this 1628-nucleotide messenger RNA. Lineage: Eukaryota; Ciliophora; Spirotrichea; Euplotida; Euplotidae. The record is from the annotation of a GenBank genome assembly.
AUUAAUAUGGAAGCAUAUCCUAUUAUUACUCAUGGCUUGGAGCCAACGGAACUCAUCAGCAUUCACAUCGAAUGCGAGAAACUUGCUAAUAUGGAUUAUUUCAGUGAAUCAGACCCUGUCUGAGAAGUAUAUUCCAAGGACAAAAAAGAAGGAUCAGAGUGGGUUAAGAUAGGAGAAACAGAGCAGAUCAAUAACAACCUCAAUCCUAAAUUUGUCAAAUCCUUCCAGCUCGAAUACUUCUUUGAACGUGAAACAAUGCUCAAGUUCUGCCUCUAUGAUGUUGAUGUGAUGACAAGAGACCACAUCGGGGAUAUGGAAACAACUAUUGGAAGAAUUAUGGGUAGUAGGAAACAAACCUAUAAGGGAAACUUGUUUUCAAAGAAUGGCAAUACAACUGGAAAGAUCAUAAUUUCUGCUGAAAAAGUCGCAACUGAGAAUUACUCAUUGAAUUACAUUGCAAGUAUCUCAGGACUACCACCUAAAGUCUAUUGGGUUUUCUUUGGGAGAGAUGAUCCUUUCUAUUUCAUUGAGAGAAGUAAAGGCCCAGAAUCAGAUGAGUUCAUAAGAGUCUAUCAAAGUCCGCAUCAAGUGAAUACUACCUCUCCCAGAUGGAGGGACGAAAAGAUUACAUCUCUAAAAUUAUGUAACAGCGAUGUAAACUGAACAUUAAAGUUCACCAUCAUGUCUUUUGAUGCCUCUGGAUAUCAUCAGCCUUAUGGAGAAUUUCACACAACUCUCAAAGAAAUAAUGGAUGGAAAAAGGGAGUUCGAGAUUAGAGAGGUUGGCAGCUCUAAAUCUCUCAAUUGCUACUUCAAAUUAGAUACCUUUAAUUACCGGGAAACUAAAAGUUUCUAUGAUUUCCUCCACUCUGACUGGGAGAUUAAUCUCACGUGUGCAGUCGAUUUUACUCUUUCUAACGGAGAAGCCCAGUCUCAAGACUCUCUUCAUUAUAUUAAUCCCAAUGGGUCAAUGAAUCAAUAUGAACAAGCUAUUUUGACUGUUGGCCAAGUACUCGAGAAUUACGAUACUGACAACCUAAUCCCUGCUUUUGGGUUUGGAGGGAUCCCUUUGUAUAGUGGUUCAAGAAGUGUAUCACAUUGCUUCCAUCUGAAUGGUAAUGAAAACCCUCAAUGUCAAGGUCUUCCUGGUCUAAUGGAGGCUUAUAAAUUCUCUUUGCAAAAUGUGCAGCUCUACGGUCCUACUUACUUUGCACCAUGCUUAAAAAUAUUCAUUGAUUAUGUUGAACAGAAUGUUUCCCAGAAGCUAUACCACAUCUUCUUGAUUCUUACAGAUGGAAUAAUCCAUGAUAUGACUGAAACCAAAGAAUUGAUUGCUAAAGCAAGCAAUCUCCCAAUCAGUAUCAUUAUUAUCGGAGUUGGAGACGAAGAUUUUAGUGAUAUGGAAGAGCUUGAUGGAGAUGAUGAAAGUCAAAGAGUCUUAGAUAAAAAUGACCCCUAUGCGAAGCCUUACAGAGACAUUGUUCAGUUCGUUAAAUUCCAAGACUUCAAACAUCAAGGCAAAUAUGCCUUGUCAGAAGAAGUUCUGAGAGAAGUCCCAACACAAGUUCUGGGCUACCUAGAUCUGCUGAGUUAAUCGUAUUUUGUGCUCUGUUUCAACACGUAUUUUCG